Messenger RNA from Diplodia corticola, 1236 nucleotides. Its product is annotated as cyclin-dependent kinase 10-like. Gene Ontology annotation, biological process: protein phosphorylation; regulation of mitotic cell cycle. Gene Ontology annotation, cellular component: nucleus. NCBI's taxonomy places the organism in Eukaryota, Fungi, Ascomycota, Dothideomycetes, Botryosphaeriales, Botryosphaeriaceae. The record is from RefSeq and is a predicted model, not a curated record. The coding region runs from base 1 to 1236 and encodes 411 amino acids. Gene Ontology annotation, molecular function: ATP binding; cyclin-dependent protein serine/threonine kinase activity. The transcript has 7 exons.
AUGGGUGAUCCGCAUGAUUGCGUCGACCAACUGUUGGUCACGGGCGACAAGACUGGUAUCACUCUCGACCACGGCUUCCUGGGCAACUGCUCUUCGAUUGCCUCUUACGAGAGACUUGACGCCAUUGGCGAAGGUGCCUACGGCAUCGUCUCUCGCGCCCGCCAUAGGCGCGAUGGCUCUGUCGUCGCCCUGAAGCAAGUCCGCAUCCUUGAACACGAGCGCAGCAACGGUAUCCCGCUUACGGCGCUACGCGAAAUAUCGAUCCUUCGUACCCUGCGCCACCAGAAUAUAAUCAGUGUCCUCGAAGUCGCUGUGGACGACACCUUGUUGGAAGAUGUGUACAUGGUCAUGGAAUACUGCGAGCAGGAUUUGGCAAGCCUCCUCGAUGUGCACAAAGUCCACUUCAGCUUGGCUCAAGUAAAGUGUCUUACCCGCCAACUGCUCGAAGGCCUCGAGUAUCUCCACAGGAAAGACAUAAUCCACAGAGACAUCAAGAUGGAUAACGUGCUUCUCACUGCCAAUGGCUUGCUGAAAAUAGCGGACUUUGGCAUGGCACGCGAGUGGGCGCCGAGGCCCCUCACACCUGGUGUCGUCACAGUCUGGUACCGUGCCCCGGAGCUCCUCCUAGGGUGUUGUCGCUAUACGCGCUCGGUUGAUAUCUGGUCAGCCGGCUUAUUCGUCGGGGAGCUACUGAUUCAGAUGCCGGUUCUCGACGGCAACGACGAUCUGGAGCAGCUCUCUCAAAUUGUGAAGCUCUUGGGUAGCCCCACGCCUGGAGAUGUCAAGGCUUUGUCUUCAAUGGGCUGUCCAGAUUUGAUCAAAUGGCAGCGGGACUCGAUGCCUCAUGGGCGCGUUGAUAACCUUGAGCGAUGGUUCCUCUCAAGAUCCACCAAAGGAACAGUGAGAUUUCUUAGCGGCCUUCUGAGAUGGGACCCGAAGACACGAUGGACCGCAAGCGAAGCUUUGGGAAAGUCGAAGAGUAAGUUCGCGGCAGCCGCUGAGGAUUGGUGGCGCGAAAGUCCGAGGGCAGCACCGAAGGAACAGCUGCCCACGUUCCCUACUGCGGAAAACCAAAAAGAAAAGUCCGGGCCACAGAAGGAUCCAAAACAAACAACGGUUCCCGGAAAGAGGCAGAAAUCACCAGAGACCGGAUCGGCAGAUCUUGGCGGGUUCGUGUUUGAUUUCGGAGACGCCGAGCCGGCUACCAAGCUCCCGCCAAGGAAGCGAAAAAGAUAG